Messenger RNA from Acaulospora colombiana, 931 nucleotides. NCBI's taxonomy places the organism in Eukaryota, Fungi, Glomeromycota, Glomeromycetes, Diversisporales, Acaulosporaceae. The record is from the annotation of a GenBank genome assembly.
AUGUCAGCAACUUCGAUACGGAAUUUACAAGGGAGCAGCCAACCCUCACACCAGUGCAUGGCCAACUUACAGCCAAGGACCAAGCAGAAUUCAAUGGCUUCUCUUGGGUCAGUCUCAGUUUUGGUCACUUUUUAUAUUUGAUUGACUCAGAAACUUUUAGGAGUUCUGACUGUCCUCGGCUUGGUACGCACCCAUCGGCGCCAAGUGAUACUCAGGAGAGGGCUUGGAUGAAACGUCCUCUGGUUUCAUAUUCAACAGACUCAGAGUUGGAGGAUGGAACGGAGCAGGUGGUUCCUCCAAAUCCAGUCAAGAAAAGGUAUGCGGUAUGUUUUAAACAACGUGUCAGAAAAAUUUACGGCCUAGAUAGGAAGCUUUUACCAAAGCUGCCUUCUACUUUAUCCCCUAUCAUACCUCAAGAUGAUCCUUCACUGCAUCAAGGCCGCGUCAGAUCACAGCCUUUCGUCGACGGGCAGUUUGCUAGCCAUGUCUAUGUCACGAUACCACUAUCAGUGCUAGGUGGCCUUAUCAACGAGAUACUGGAGUCAGCUAAGCAAAUGUGUAAAGACCUGGAGCUACACCCUUUGAUAGACUUGGGACCUUCCGCAGCCCAUCAGAGAGACCCAUUAAAGGAGGUGAUACGAAAUAUUGCAAAAAGUUGCAGCAAGUCAGUCCUUUUAACAAAUAGACCUGUUUUCUUUUUGAAUAAUGAAGAAGGAACUCGUUCCUUUCUAACCUUGGAGGUCGGGGCUGGUCAUCUACAAUUAGCAGAAGUCUCUCAGUCGAUGGCUCCUUUCCUACAGGAAUUGCGACAACCUUCUUACUAUCUUCAUCCCCGUUAUCAUACAUCCGUGGCCUGGAUCCUAACGCUUUCGUCCGAUGCCAAACAAUUCCCAAAAGACCUGCCAGAGAGACUGGAAAGCCAAUUUGCGCA